This is a messenger RNA of Medioppia subpectinata, 440 nucleotides long. The record is from the annotation of a GenBank genome assembly. Lineage: Eukaryota; Metazoa; Arthropoda; Arachnida; Sarcoptiformes; Oppiidae.
UACAUUAUUGUUGUUGUCAUGAAUUGAAUGCAUUUAUAGUUAAUUGAAAUUUAAUUUAUUAUUAAACACUAAUUGCUAUACAUUUGAACCCAAAUCGCCGUUCAUUUGCUUUCAAUCCAUUGUAUAUCCCAUCAUAUGUUGCAAGUGUUGACCACUCUUUGCAUCACAUGAUGGCAUCGAUGCAGAAACGACUUCAGAAGGAACUGCUGGCCAUUCAAAAGGAACCGCCGAUUGGAGUGACAGUGAAUGAGUCUAAUAUCGGACCAAAUCUAACCCAAUGGAUCGUCGACAUCGACGGACCGGUGGGCACACUAUACGAAGGCGAGCACUUCCAACUGCUAUUUAAAUUCAGUCCGAAAUAUCCGUUUGAUUCGCCGGAAGUGACAUUCAUGGGCGCCAACAUUCCAGUCCACCCUCACGUCUACAGCAAUGGACACAUA